ACUCUUCACUCUUCACUCUUCACUCUUCACUCUUCACUCUUCACUCUUCACUACACCCCAUCUUUUCGUCCUCGAUCGAACGGGCUUGUACAUAGUCUCGAUCCCAAGAUAUUUCCCCUAUGAGGAACGACACAGCAUACAGCGGAAUACGCAAAAGUCGCAGGCCCCGGUCCCGGACAUUCGUCGCCCUCGCCCUCGUCGUCCUCAUCUCUGCCUGGGCCCUCCUCAGCAACAUCAGCGCCCUCGACCUCGACUUUAGCUAUCUCUCACCCUCAUCCUCCCCCUCCCCCUCCCCCUCCCCCGCAGAUCGGCACCAACUACAGCAACAAGGUCUCCAUGAGGAGCACAUUGAUGAGAAGGAUGAGAACCAUGUAGAAUAUAAACUCACAUAUCCCUCAACUCUUGGACCUCUUGAGCCCGCUGUCUCCUUACUCGACCCCAACACCAAAUACCUCUCCUACUUACCCUUUGCUGGACUCACCAACCAGUUCAUGGCCUUCGAGGUCGGAGCCCUCCUCUCCCGGAAGCUCAACAGAACCCUCAUCCUCCCACCCAUUAUUUCCAACUCGCACGAUCACGAUAAUACACACCAACGUUGGUCCAACUACUUUGAUCUACCGAGAUUCACACACCUCUCGGGCGUGCCUGUAGUCGAAUGGGAUCUUAUUCGACCCUUGACUGCAACUCAACGGAUCAUCGGGCGCGAUCGGGCAAUUGUGGAUAAGACUAGAACCGCUGCUGGAGAGCAUGACUAUGAGCUCGUGUUGAAGGCCUGGGAUCAAGUUGCCGAGAACCUGACCUGCCAUAUCGUUUAUGGAUUUGGAGGGCCGAAUCUCGAAAUUAAUUAUUCGGCCCAGAACUUUCAGAGGCAUUUCUUGUUCCGACUGAUCUUCCAGCAACCACCGCCAUUGAAACCUGGAAUGACGGUCUACAACAAGACAAAGCUGACAGGCCUCACCACGGGACUCGACGACUUGGUCGCAAUAGAUGACUUGUUGGCGCGAUACGCCGAUAACGAGGACCAUGUGUUGAUGCUCAGCAAUACCUUCAAGCUCAAGGACCCUGGGCAUAUAGGCCGAAUCUGGAACGAGAUUGGGAAGAACAUCCAUUUCGUACCGCAAAUAAUGGAGUAUGUGACUGAGAAGAUCAACGAGGAGCUGCAACGCGAUCAGGGAAUCGUCGUUAUCGCCAACGACGAUCCCGAGGAAAAGGUGUUCCCGGAAUUGGAGGUUCCCAUCGAGAUGAACCUCCCCGAGAACCUGAAUGAAAACGCAACAGAGUCCGGAGUGAUCGCCAACCCAGCGGCGGAGAAUAUCACAGCACCCCUGACACGGAUCCCCCAUAUCGCUCUGCAUCUGCGUAGGAGCGACAUCGGUUCGAAAUGCACCGAUACGACCAUGGACUCGUGUUUGGUCCCAUUCGAGCACUACAUCGACGCCGUGGCCCGCGCACGGACGGCCGCCGCAAAACGCGGACUCGUCUCCCGACUACCCGUCGUCGUGACUACAGACACAACCUCCGAGCACGAUUUCCAAAAGAUCCAGGAGCUGGGAUGGCAUCGACUCGAUCAUGAGAAGUAUGGGACCGCAAAGUUGUGGGGCCCAUUCGGACCGGCCUUGAUCGAUGCGGCGGUGCUGGCACACGCGGACGAAUUAGUUGGGAGCAAAGCGUCGACGAUGUCGAAGAUUGCGGCAUCGAGGCAGAGGGCCUGGUAUGGCAGGGAGGCCUUGUAUCCGAUCUUGAAUAGGACACAGAGGAAGGCGCGGAGGAGAUCGAUGGCGGCGACACAGGAGGGAGAGGAGGAGGCGGUAGAAGAGAGCUGGGAUGAGGACGUUCGUAUCGUCUAUUAGGAUCGUCUUUUUUUGUCUCUCACUUUUUUUAUAUUAUUCUUUUGCAGCAUAUUACCCAGCACACACCACACACAUAGCACAUCAUACACACGAACUCUUAUGACAAUUUUUCAAAUGACGCCAAUCACGGCACCAAAAAGCACACCAUUGAAUAAAUGCACA
Molecule: messenger RNA, 2012 nt
Organism: Gamsiella multidivaricata
Lineage: Eukaryota; Fungi; Mortierellomycota; Mortierellomycetes; Mortierellales; Mortierellaceae
Exons: 2
Coding region: 120-1850 (576 amino acids)
Source: RefSeq, a predicted model, not a curated record